AUGAUGAUGAUGAUGAGCUCAACAAUGCUCAAGAAACUGAAGCUCUCCAACCCGUCUCUCGACUCCUUCGCUCACCAACUCCUCCAGAGAUGCUCCGUGAGCGGGACUGCCAAGGGCAAGGCCAAGAUCAAAACCGGGCAGCCUUUAAAGCGAUCUAAGGUCACCACCAAAAAGGGUUCCAACGAACCCUCCAAGAAGGAAGGUCCCCGGAGGCAAUCCCAGUUUGACGAGAUGGUCGAUCAAUGCUUGACCGCCACGUCACCCCUCCGGUUCCUGAAGCCCAAGGAAAAAGCCCGGGAAGCCGAGCGUGAGAAAAUGGGCCUCAUAAGCAAGUCCAACGAACAGGCCAAGGAGAAGCUCAAGAAAAAGGCGAAGGAGGAUGAAUUCGCCUCUCCAUGGAUAAUGGGUACGCCCGGCAUGGAUUUUAUCACAUUGGGUUUGGUCGAUGCCGAUAAAAUACCCAAAUACGAUCUUAAUGUGGAGGAUGGGCGGCGGCUGGCUAAGGAGUAUAGUCGGGUGCUGAUGAGGAAGCACAGGGCAAGGCAGGCUGCCGAGACGAACCUGUUGAGGCUGAAAAAGGAAGCUAUCGAGGCCCUGCCGGAGGAUCUUAGGGCGGCGGCUCUGGUUCCGGAUUUGAGCCCGUUUCCGGUGAACAGAUUCAUGGCCACACUGACUCCACCAAUUGAAGGGUAUAUCGAGAAGAUCGAUGAGGCAGCCAGGAAGAGUGCAGCCAAGGAGAAGCUCAGAUGA
Messenger RNA from Striga hermonthica, 750 nucleotides. NCBI's taxonomy places the organism in Eukaryota, Viridiplantae, Streptophyta, Magnoliopsida, Lamiales, Orobanchaceae. The record is from the annotation of a GenBank genome assembly.